Molecule: messenger RNA, 1651 nt
Organism: Bactrocera neohumeralis
Lineage: Eukaryota; Metazoa; Arthropoda; Insecta; Diptera; Tephritidae
Exons: 2
Coding region: 275-1393 (372 amino acids)
Source: RefSeq, a predicted model, not a curated record
CCGGCGCAGUUGCCAUUUAUUACUAUUAUGUGCAAGUAAUUAUGUAUAUUUGGGCCGUCAUGAGUGUUGCUGGUGAAACACUAAUUGGAAAUUAAUUUGAAAUAUGUUGAGUUUUAGCCAUUCGAGCCAUUAACUAGCAUGUGCAUAUAAGCUUUGUCAAAAACGUGCGAGCGGCUUAAACGAUCGCUGGCGCUAAAGCUGUUAAAGUGUUGAAGUGUCGAUCUCGAAAAAUUUAACGUAAAUAAAAUUUAUAGCAGAGCAUAUAAAAAACGCGAUGAAUUACUUUUCGAGUGUUCUAUGCUUGUUUUCAUUUCUUCAAUUUCUUGGCCUCAACAUUGGUGAACCAUUAUUUGGCUACGAAAAUGUCCACAUUAAAGUGCAUGUACCAGAAGAAAUAUCACAUAGUAUUCACGAAACAGUAAUUUAUGAGCCCGCUAAUAAAAUUACUAAUCAUCAUCAUCAACAACAACACCGCAAAUAUCCACGGAAAUCAGCACAAACACAAAUACGACAUAAUCAAUAUGAUAAUUUACUGGAGGAUAUCUUAUUAGCGGACUUUAAAACUCCAACAGAUAAUACACAUUUUGAAUAUGUGAAACCUGAUGAUGAUAUAAAUGAGCAUUUAAGCCAACACACAGAAAGUUAUAGUAAUGACUAUGAUAAGGCGGCAUAUAAGAGACCAGUAAAAUAUAUAAACACCUAUAAAGUGAUCGAAUACAAGGAACCAAUUAAAAGCAAAAAUGUAUACCCACCACAACAUCAACACAAACGCCAACAUAAAACGAAAACACAUAAUGAGCUAUAUAAAAUUGCUGAGUCGAAAUAUCUACCACCAACUGCAGGCGAAGAGGAGCUACGCAACACAGUCGAUAGCAUAGAGCUUUACCAUUACCCAGUCAAAACGCAAACAAAGUCUACAAAACCGCUCACUCACACGAAAUUGAUUAAAUAUCAAGAAAAGGUGAACGAUUACCAUAGCUUUCAGUCCGCCCACAAUAUAGAACCGCCUUAUUACUCGCAUAACGCUGAUCCAAGUCCACUUGCUGGUUUUAAGCUGAACACGAAUAUUUAUUUGCCACCAUACGAUACACCGGCACUGUCAGCGGAUCAUACAGACACAGCCGCAGAUGAUUUGUUAAGACCCAAAGAAACUCUCACUUUGCCCAUUAAAGAGGCAGCAGACUUUCAUGGCCCAUUUCAGACUCAAGCCUUUAAUAACGGAGAUUUUAAGCCCUUCAUUGGCGACAUGUACCUACCUGUUGGGGAAGAAAGCCCCAUUACACAUGGAGCAGCUGAGACUUACACGGGCAUCGAUAGCUAUUCUGCAAGUCAUGUGCAAGGCCUAGAUUAUCUCAGCAAUUCACCCUAUCGACGCUGGAGUUCGUUUAUUUAAUUAGUUUUAAUUAUAACUGUGUAAAUGUACUUUUAUAUAUAGACCACACUAACUUAAGUGUGAAUAAGUGUUAAAUGUAUGUUAAUUUAUUUAUAGAGGUAUGUAUGUAUCUUUCAGGCAUACGUAAAUUGAUUUGAAAUUAUUUAUAAUAUGUAGUAUAUGUGUAAGCUAUGUACAUAUCUAGAAAGAGUCUUAAGUUGAUUAGCUAAAUAAGCGUAUAAAAUCGAUACGCAUAAUAAAAAUAGUAAAAAAUAGUAU